AUGCUACAACUGACUGAUGGGACAACUGUUCAUGAUGAGAUAGAAACAUACCUGAACGCCAGAUACAUCUCUGCAAGUGAGGCCUUUUGGAGAAUAUACAACUUCCCCCUACACCAAAAAUACCCUCCAGUCGAAAAACUGCCCUGCCACUUGCCAGGAGAACAAGUUGUCCUAUUUGAACCCGACGCUGCUGCAAACACCGUUCAAAAUGGUCAGCCUAUCACGAAGUUGACAGCCUUCUUCACUACAAAUGCAACUGAUAAGGAAGCUAAAAACAUCACCUACCCAGACUUCCCACGCUAUUUCACUUGGAAUGCCUCAAAAAAAGCCUGGCAACGACGAAAACACGGUACUUCUCUUGACCAAAAUUAUCAAUUCGUAGCAGACACAAUCGGCCGUAUACCCACCAUCGCCCUUACACCUCACCAAUCCGAACUGUACUACCUACGCAUGUUGCUGCACCAUAAACCAGGACCAUGCAGCUACGAAGAUAUUCGUACAAUAGAUGACACACUGUGCCCCACCUUUCGAGAUACCUGCAACAAACUAGGCCUCAUAUCUGAUGACAAUGAAAUCAACCUCGCAAUGACUGAAGCCUCCUCCAUCAAAUUUGGAAAUCAACUGCGCUAUUUCUUCACCACACUUCUGAUGUACUGUCGACCAGCAGAUCCACCAGCAUUCUGGGAAAAAUGGCAAGUUGAACUAUCCCAAGACUUCCUGCACCGGGACAAACUGCAGAUACCAAACGAUGCCAUCUUAAACGAGGUUCUCCUGUACCUGCAAAGAACUUUAGAUCAAGACAACCUGGACCUGAAUAGGGAUUUCAACCUGCCUUCUCCAGACCUAAGUCUUCUACAGACUGCAACAACCCCGCGAGUUAUCCAGGAAGAAACAGAUUUUGAUACCACGUCACUAACAGAAUCCUUACCUAUGCAAAUAAGCUCCCUCAAUAACGACCAACAAGUUGUAUAUCAAGCAAUACUAGAAAGUGUCAACAAUAAUAGCGGCAAAAUGUUCUACCUCAAUGCAAGUGGUGGUACAGGCAAAACCUAUGUCCUCAACAUUCUUUUGAACACAGUACGAGCAAAUAAGGACAUCGCCCUGGCAACAGCGCUGUCAGGCAUAGCAGCGACGCUCCUGCACAGUGGCAGAACACUUCACUCCCGUUGCAAAGUCCCUAUCAACAUUCAAGAACAUUCCACUUGCAAUAUUACUACCAGAGAUGCCACAGCUGAACUCCUUCGUCGCGCAAACCUGCUUAUCAUUGACGAAGUCUCCAUGGGCCACCGCUACAUAUUCGAAUGCAUAGAUCGAUCACUUCAAGACAUACGAGGCAACCCAAGCCACUUCGGCGGACUCACAGUAGUGUUUGCUGGAGACUGGAAACAAAUACUACCGGUUGUACGACGCGGCAGCAGGCCUCAAAUAGUCAAUGCCUGCCUAAAGAAAUCCGAAAUUUGGCAACACGUUCACAUGCUGAACCUAACGCAGAAUAUGCGCACAAGCUCAGAUGAGGAGGACUUUGCUGCAUACCUCAUGACCAUUGGUAAUGGUCUGGAAAGCACACACCCACAUGUAGGUCCAAACAAGAUUCUUAUCCCAGAUGACCUAGCCAUAAAUGCUGACAGCAUACAAGAUCUCACACACUUUGUCUUCAACAACCUUACUGAGCACUAUACCAACCCAGAGUGGAUGGCGUCUAGAGCAAUUAUAGCCCCAACCAACAAAGCUGUCGAAGAAGUCAACGCCAAUGUCAUUCACAACUUCCCCAGCCAGCCAACAGAAUAUCGAAGCUGCGACACCCUCCUGGAAGAUGACCACCAAUACCCACUAGAGUUCAUCAACAGCCUAAACCCUUCAGAAUUACCACCGCACAAACUCAACUUGAAAACCAACUGUACUAUAAUGCUCUUGUGGUAA
Messenger RNA from Lineus longissimus, 1920 nucleotides. RefSeq lists its product as uncharacterized. Gene Ontology annotation, molecular function: DNA helicase activity. The record is from RefSeq and is a predicted model, not a curated record. Lineage: Eukaryota; Metazoa; Nemertea; Pilidiophora; Heteronemertea; Lineidae. The transcript has a single exon. Gene Ontology annotation, biological process: DNA repair; telomere maintenance. The coding region runs from base 1 to 1920 and encodes 639 amino acids.